ACAAACAUGUUUUGGCAGUUUUAGUCUCGAAUUAAAUUUAUUCCAGGAAAUGUGAAUACUUGAUUCGAAAGAGAAAUUGCUGCAUUUUUAUUACUUAAAAAAACAACAAGGGCACAAAAAAGUGCAUUUCAAGUCAGAAAUACCUCGAAAAAAAGCCUCGAACUUAGAGCAUAAAAAUUUGCACAAAAUAAUUUAAUAUAAAAUACUCGUAAAAAAAGGCAAAGAAAUCGAUACCUGCGACGCGACGCAAGUAGAAAAUUCCCGUGUAGUGAAAAGUGAAGUAAAAUACGUGCUAAAAUUGCGUAUUAAUUUGAAGCACGAAACAAAAGUCGUUUACACAAAAAACUAAUAAAAAAAAAUCUAUAAAAACCUAUAAUGGAUGUGAAUAAUGGCUAUGGCGGACCGGCUUCUAAAUUCGCAUUCGAUCAUAACUACGCCUUUGAUAGCAAUGAAGGAGAUGCUCUUGUAAUGGCCAGUUCCAAAGACAGCGAAUCCCCUGCAAUGUCGGUAGCGGGAUCAACAAAUCAACUUCCAAUGUCGCCAGACCAUCACGGGGAACAUGACUUGCCGAAUGAGAUCUCGGCUCCGUAUGAAGUGCCACAAUUUCCUAUCGAGCAAAUCGAGAAGAAGCUCAUUAUGCAACGACAAUUGACAGCCAAAGUUAUGGAGGAUCGUCAUUCAGUGGCAGCGGAAAUUCAUCCAGACGAGACAUUUCCCUUUGACGAGCACGAUUUUGUGCCGCAUUUUCAACGUGUUUCGAUCUCGGGCGAAGAUACAAGUGGCGUCCCAUUGGAGGAUUUGGAAAAAGCUUCGACUUUGAUACAAGAGGCCCUGAAAUUGCGUGAACGUUAUAUGGAGCAAUCGUAUCAAGGAUUUCCGCAAACGACAGCGAGAUUCUUGAAAACUGUUCACGAAAGCGGCUAUAACGUUAAUGACUUCGAACAUGGUGACUUGACAUCCACGGAAGUUGGUGGAGUGAAAAGACAUCAGCAUGAAAAGAAAGAGCACUCGGUUCACUAUCCCUCGAACAAGGCAAAUCCAUGGGAAGUUGCGUUCCCGCCGGAUCUCAACUACACUUUCAAGGCAAACAAGGGCGUUUUUCAAGUGUACAGCGAUAAGGAUUCGAAGACGCCGCUUAAUUAUCAGUACACGGAGUUGCAGCAAUUCAUUCAGGACAUGCAAAAUAUGUGCGCGAUGAUUGCCGAUGGGCCUCUCAAGUCGUUCUGUUAUCGUCGCCUGAGUUAUUUGUACUCGAAAUUCCAGUUGCACGUCUUGCUGAACGAAUUGCGUGAGUUGGCGUCCCAAAAAGCGGUGCCGCAUCGCGAUUUUUACAACAUCCGUAAAGUUGAUACGCACAUUCAUGCCGCCUCGUGCAUGAAUCAGAAGCAUUUGUUGCGAUUUAUUAAGAAAACGCUCAAAACGUACGCCGACGAAGUUGUCACCGUGUCAAAGGGGCAAGAAAUGACGCUUGCCGAAGUCUUUCAGAGCAUGAAUUUGACGCCGUAUGACUUGACAGUCGAUAUGCUCGAUGUGCAUGCGGAUCGCAACACUUUCCAUCGCUUCGACAAAUUCAACGCGAAAUACAAUCCGAUCGGGGAAUCGCGUCUGCGUGAAGUCUUCCUCAAAACGGACAACUAUUUGAACGGCAAAUACUUUGCGGAGAUCAUCAAAGAGGUUGCCAGCGACUUGGAAGAGUCCAAAUACCAAAAUGCCGAGUUGCGACUUUCGAUUUACGGCAAAUCGCGCGACGAAUGGAACAAAUUGGCGAAUUGGGCGAUUGCCAAUGAUGUUUAUUCGGACAAUGUUCGCUGGCUUAUUCAAAUUCCGCGGUUAUAUGAUAUCUUCAAAUUGAACAAGUUAAUGACGUCAUUCCAACAAAUAAUUGAUAAUAUUUUCUUACCGCUGUUUGAAGUCACGAGUAAUCCGUCGUCUAAUCCAGAUUUGCAUAAAUUUUUACAGUACGUGAUUGGCUUCGAUUCCGUUGAUGACGAGUCCAAACCAGAAAAUCCAUUGAUCGAUAAUGAUGUUCAUACGCCGGAAAAUUGGACAGAAGAGGAUAAUCCGCCAUAUGCGUACUAUAUUUAUUACAUGUACGCCAACAUGACGGUCCUUAAUCACUUCAGGAAAGAACGCGGCUUAAACACCUUCGUAUUGCGUCCCCAUUGCGGCGAAGCAGGUCCCGUUCAGCAUCUUGUCUGCGGCUAUUUAAUGGCAGAAAACAUCUCUCACGGCUUGCUGUUGCGCAAAGUGCCCGUCUUACAAUAUCUGUAUUAUUUAGCUCAAAUUGGCAUCGCCAUGUCUCCUCUUUCGAACAACUCGUUGUUCCUCAACUAUCACCGAAACCCGCUUCCGGAGUAUUUGGCACGUGGUUUGUGCGUUUCUCUCAGUACGGAUGACCCGUUGCAAUUUCAUUUCACAAAAGAACCUUUGAUGGAAGAAUAUUCGAUUGCGGCUCAAGUAUGGAAAUUAAGUUCAUGCGACAUGUCGGAGCUUGCAAGAAAUAGCGUGACAAUGAGUGGAUUUCCACACAAGAUGAAACAACAUUGGCUGGGUCCAAAUUACACUCGUGAGGGUGUCGCUGGAAACGACAUUACUCGUACAAAUGUGCCAGAUAUCCGCGUCGCCUUUCGCUAUGAAACUUUAUUGGAUGAAUUAUCGAACAUUUUCCGCGUAAAUGAAGCACCUUAUGGCGUCUAAGUCUUUUGUCAUCGUUAAAAAAUUAAGCUAAAAGUUAAAAUUUGUGUUUAUUGGACCAAAAAAAAAUGUUAAAAAAUUUCCGGGAUGAAUUUCGAUUGAAUUACGGGAAAAUAGAGAAAAUUUUAUGUACUUUCUUAGAAAAUAGCAAAAUGUGUUGAUGAAUUUAUUUAUUCAAGUUGUCU
Culicoides brevitarsis is the source of this 2879-nucleotide messenger RNA. RefSeq names its product AMP deaminase 2. Lineage: Eukaryota; Metazoa; Arthropoda; Insecta; Diptera; Ceratopogonidae. Gene Ontology annotation, cellular component: cytosol. The transcript has 10 exons. The record is from RefSeq and is a predicted model, not a curated record. Gene Ontology annotation, molecular function: AMP deaminase activity. Gene Ontology annotation, biological process: IMP salvage; AMP metabolic process. The coding region runs from base 376 to 2697 and encodes 773 amino acids.